Fusarium verticillioides 7600 is the source of this 1326-nucleotide messenger RNA. RefSeq lists its product as hypothetical. The transcript is spliced from 6 exons. The record is from RefSeq and is a predicted model, not a curated record. Gene Ontology annotation, biological process: proteolysis. Gene Ontology annotation, molecular function: serine-type endopeptidase activity. The coding region runs from base 1 to 1326 and encodes 441 amino acids. NCBI's taxonomy places the organism in Eukaryota, Fungi, Ascomycota, Sordariomycetes, Hypocreales, Nectriaceae.
AUGAGAUUCACUCUUUCCAAGUUCAUAGGCCUAGCCCUAGUUACUUCAGCCCUUGCAUCUCCUGUGGGGAACGACGAGUUGGUAGUGAGAGAUACAAUUCUCGAGCCAAGUUCUGACUCCUCAAUCAUCGAGGGCCGAGCUCCCAGUAGCUCUGCCAACUACCUCAUCUACCCAAAGGCCAAUGCAGUCAAGAAGGAUGUCGAAGCAUUCACCAAAAGCCUUCAGUCGCAGGCCGGCAAGGCCAAGGUGGACACUCUCACCGAUGUGAAUGGCAAGCUUCUAGCUUGGUACGCUACACUCAGCGCAAGCCAAGUUGCCGCUAUCAAUAAAAGCAGUGUUGUCGGAUCAAUUGCUCCUGAUGCGCCGCUCAAGACCAAGGCGAAAUCAUCCGUAAUUACCAAACGAGCUCUAAAGACCGAUAAAAAGGCUCAGCCUGAGCUUCAGAUGUUCUCAACUGCUCCUGGCAAGAAACCUUCUGGCUACAUUUAUGAUGAGAAGGCCGGCGAAGGCGUCACUAUCUAUGUCCUUGACGAAGGCUUCAACCUCAAACACAAGGAAUUCACCUCGUCUCCUGGUAGAAAGAGGUGGAUCUUCUCCAAGGGCGCCUCCGGUGAGAAUGACCCCGACGGCCACGGUUCCUGCUGUGCAUCCAAGGCCCUUGGCAGCACGGUUGGAGUUGCGCCGAAAGCGGAUCUCGUAGCUGUCAAGCUCCAGUUGACUUCUUGGUCGCUUCUCAAGGCAUGGCAAGCAGUUGUCUUGGAUGUUCAGCAGAACAGACUCCAAGGGAAGGCUGUUGUGAGCAACUCAAAGGCUUCUAUUGGUUGGAGUGUCGACCGUAACGAAAACUGGUUCCGAGAUGCCCUCGAGACUCUCCUGAAGAACCUUGAGGCUCUGGAUGUUGUUGUCGUGAGCUCGUCUGGAAACUUCGGCUCUCAUAUUGAUGUCAGCACAUAUCCAUCGCUUUUCUCCGACCGAAUUCCGAUCAUUGUUACUGGAGCUGUCGAUAACAAAGGAAAUCUUGGUCCGUUCUCCCAGGGCGGUCCUCUCGUCACCACCACUGCCCCUGGAGUCGCCGUCAAGUGCGCUGCUAUGAGUGGCACAUCAGCUUACCAGGCAGGUGAAGAGUCAACCGGAACAUCCUUCUCUACACCUGCUGUUGCUGGAUUGGCAGCCUAUUUCCUAUCGCUUGACUCCUUGAGACCUCGACUUCAAGUCCCUGGUUCAGUAGCUAGGAACGUCAAGGCACUUAUUCAGGAGCAUCACUACGCACGCGUCCCAGGUGGACCCAAGGUUGCAUGGAACGCGCAGACUCUUCUGAGGAACUGA